CAUAUCAUGUGGGACACUCGUGCAUUGGAGGUCUUUCUGUUUUACCACUUUCAGGACUGCAGAUCCUUUGCAUUGCGCGAGUAUCCGAACAACCCUCCCUUUGGCGUGUAUCGCGAGAUUGGGGAUUUCAGGUUCGGCCAACUCUUGGAGUGUUUUGGUUUCAAUUGGUAUGCUGUAUCAGUGACUGAUUAUCCUGAGCAAAACUAUCCCCAUAUGAAGGCCAUCGUGGAAAAUGAGGUAAUUGGUGACAAUCGUCUGCUUCGUGGAGAAAUCAUGACGAUCACCGAUAUUAUGAGGGGUCGUCUAAGGUCCAAGACGCUGCGGCCGCACAUCGUUGCUCCGACGUUGGUGCUCUCGCUCAUGGGCCCCCGUCAUGCCCGUGUCCUAGAGGCCGAUUUUGAUGGAACGAUGCUUAAUGUCCGUGCUUCGAAGUUGUAUGAUUUCACGCGGAAGAACACAGAUGCUGUGCAGCUGCUGACGCGGUAUUGGCUGGGUGGGGCCUGCGGCCAGACCACGAUGAAAUCCUAAGUUGAUAUAUCUCAUUGUGGCGUUCAGGUUUGGCGUU
Messenger RNA from Aspergillus neoniger CBS 115656, 565 nucleotides. RefSeq lists its product as uncharacterized. Bases 7 to 528 code for a protein of 173 amino acids. The transcript has 3 exons. The record is from RefSeq and is a predicted model, not a curated record. Lineage: Eukaryota; Fungi; Ascomycota; Eurotiomycetes; Eurotiales; Aspergillaceae.